Messenger RNA from Sitodiplosis mosellana (orange wheat blossom midge), 570 nucleotides. RefSeq names its product splicing factor 3B subunit 6 (gene Sf3b6). The transcript has 3 exons. Lineage: Eukaryota; Metazoa; Arthropoda; Insecta; Diptera; Cecidomyiidae. The record is from RefSeq and is a predicted model, not a curated record. Gene Ontology annotation, molecular function: mRNA binding. Gene Ontology annotation, cellular component: cytoplasm; nucleus; ribonucleoprotein complex. Bases 136 to 516 code for a protein of 126 amino acids.
UACAGAUGUCAAAUAGCUGGCGUACAUAGUUUUGUGUACCAUUUUAUCGUCAACACGGAACGUUUUACCACAAUUUCAAUCGUUUAAAUAUUUAUUUCUAAGUGAAAAAAAAAACAUCAAGAUAAAUCCAUAAAAAUGUCGUUGGCUAUGCAAAAACGGAACAAUAUUCGAUUGCCCCCAGAAGUGAAUCGUGUUCUUUACAUCAGAAAUUUACCAUACAAAAUCACAUCGGAUGAAAUGUACGAUAUUUUUGGAAAAUAUGGCGCAAUACGACAGAUCCGAGUUGGAAAUACACCAGAAACCAGAGGAACAGCAUUUGUUGUUUACGAAGACAUUUUCGAUGCAAAGAAUGCCUGUGAUCAUUUAUCUGGCUUCAACGUUUGCAAUCGAUACUUGGUUGUACUUUACUAUCAAUCAAAUAAGGCGUUCAAGCGAUUAGAUGUUGACAAGAAACAAGAGGAGCUGAACAACAUUAAGACAAAAUAUAAUAUUGGCACCGAUGAAUUGGGCAAAUAAGUUGUAUCAAUAAAAGGCUAAGAUUUUGAAAAUAAAAAUUAAACGCAUCUCCAA